AUGGCUCGUGGAAAUCAAAGGGAAAAGGCUCGUGAAAAGAAUUUGAAAAAACAGUCUAAACAGACCAAAAAAAAAGAAGAUGGAACUGCUUUUAAAAAACGAGCCGAAAGUGAUGCUGAAAUUAUGAGGCAAAAGCAACAACUUUGGAAAAAAAAUCCACGGACACUGUUCAAGUUGAUAACAAAUGAUUCAAGAGACUCUGAACUUGAUAAUGAAUCUGAAGAUACACUAAAAAAACUUUUUCAUGAUUCAAAAAAUAUCAAACCUUCAAAACGGCCACUUCAAUACACGGAUGAUGCUCAACCAAAUGAAUUAAAAGGUUACAAUAAAACUCAAGAUAUUAUCGAUGAUAUUAAUACAAUCGAUUUAUCAGCUACAGAAUCAGAAAUAGAAAGUGACUCUGAUGAUAAAAUUGAGUUAAAAAAUCUAAUCCCUCUUAUAGAAAAAAAACUUCAAGAUGAAAUUUUACCAUUUGAACAAAAAUGGCGAUUAAGAGCUGUACUUCAAUAUUAUUGA
Molecule: messenger RNA, 516 nt
Organism: Funneliformis caledonium
Lineage: Eukaryota; Fungi; Glomeromycota; Glomeromycetes; Glomerales; Glomeraceae
Source: the annotation of a GenBank genome assembly